Amyelois transitella is the source of this 2581-nucleotide messenger RNA. RefSeq names its product RING finger protein nhl-1. The transcript is spliced from 9 exons. NCBI's taxonomy places the organism in Eukaryota, Metazoa, Arthropoda, Insecta, Lepidoptera, Pyralidae. The coding region runs from base 66 to 2072 and encodes 668 amino acids. Gene Ontology annotation, molecular function: protein binding. The record is from RefSeq and is a predicted model, not a curated record.
UGAUUACUUAAUCAUUUGUUGUUUGUAUUUCAAUUUGAGUAGUAGUGGGAACACAGGGUGUGAAUAUGGCCGAUAAAUUAAAGAAAAAGCCGUCCUUUUUUACUUUGAAACGUUGGAACAGUCAGAAAAAUAUUGUCGAUGGACCACCAAGAUCUCCAGUGUCGGCCUCACCUGUAGGUCCUACACCAAGAAGUCCAUCGUCUAUACAAGCCAAUGUCGUAACAAGAAUAGCUAACUCGACAGAAUCAAGACCUAGGCAGGGAUCCAUUACCGGCAUCAAAGAUUUGAUACAAUGUCCUCUUUGCCUAGAGGCUCUACACAACCCAAAAAUGUUACCUUGCCAACACACAUUCUGCUUGGCGUGCCUAAGUGUUUAUAACAAUGGUCCGAUCAUUGAAUGUCCAAUAUGCCGAACAAAAGUCCAAGUUACCGGGCCCAAUUUUCUCAACAGCCUACCUUCGAAUCUGUACAUAGAUUCUCUGCUACAAAUAGUUGGUGUAACCAGCAAAAGCGUUGAUACUAAGGCUGAAACUCCCCCGUCGCCGACUACUAAUGGUUUUAGUGUGGACUUGUUCGCUGCUGGUGUCCGCUGUUCGAACUGUCAAACUAUAUGCGAUAACUCCGACACUACUAAUUGCCAACACUGUAAAUUGAUUUUCUGCCGAGUUUGCUGGUCUCAGCAUUUGGACGACAUGAGGACCCAGGUAACAUCAAUAUUGAAACAGCUAGAGUCUGCUGCUAGAAGACUGGAACACAAAAUAGAACAUUUUAAGGAUCGUUGCGAACGCAUCUCUGAGCAAAUCAACAUUGCAGCCGAUGAGAAAAUCAACGCUAUAAUGGAGUCCAGAGCGCGACUAUUACAAGAGACGGAAGAUCUUCAAAAAUCCGGAGACCUCUGCGCUUUGGCUCUCAAAACAUCAUUAAACGAAGCCACAAAUGUUGCGUUGCAGGCAAUGACGCAGAAACAAGUUACUGACGACAAAACUACGGUGAUGACAUUUGUUAAUUUGCAUCAAAACGCCUUACAAAUUCUGCUCGACGUGUCUAAGUGGGACACCGAACAUUUUGUAUUCGACAAGGAGAACUUUCGUAUAGAGAAAGAUACAGCUACUCCUUUAGAUGCAGAAUCUGAAGACCCUGUGCCUGAUGGUUUUAAACAGAAUGACCCGUUGGAAAGCGAGACAAGUUUAAUACAACACUACAGAUCACGCAACUUCAUCCCCCACUUCACUUGGAAGAAGACAUCGCGGCCUUGUGGCGUAGGCAUCGCACCGUGGUCCGGUCACCUUUACAUUUGUGGCAUGGACUCCCAUUGCGUGAUGGUGGUGGAACGCUCCCAAGCCAAGAUUGUGACACGCUUGGUUCAUGACGAUAUGCUGUGCCCUGUGCAGAUCGCCUUUAUGAAGAGCUUAGGAGAGAUUUAUGUUACGGACAAAUGGAAGCACUGUGUCCACGUAUUCUCCAAGGAGGGCGAGUACCUCCGCUGCCUGGGACAGAAAGGUAGCCGUGAAGGAAUGUUCCGCUCUCCCGAGGGAAUCGCCACGGACAACGCUCAGAACCUUAUUUACGUUGUCGACACCGGGAAUGACAGGAUACAGGUCCUCCAACCUGAUGGUAAAUUCGUGGACUUCUUCGGCGUUGUAACGAAACAGCAGAUCAACCCUACCAAAGUAUGGGAGAUGACGAUGGUCACCUGCACAGAGUUCAACGCCCCCACCAGCGUCGCAGUCACUCCCGACCGAGUAGUCGUCUUAGACAGCGGCAACCGAAGGGUUAAAGUAUACAAUAAAUUCGACAAGGGAAAGAUAUUAGAAUUCGGAUCUAUGGGACAGAGAAAAGGACAGUUCAGACAAGCUGAAGUAUUAGCUGUGGAUCCAAUGGGGUUCAUUCUUGUGGGCGAUUCGGGCAAUUGCAGAGUACAGGUGUUCAAGCCGAACGGACAACUCGUGAGGGUCUUCGGACGUAUGGGGUCGGAACCUGGCAAGUUUGGAUGGAUAUCGGGAAUUCAUGUCACUAAGCAGUUGGAUAUCAUCAUUAGUGACACGCAAACUCAUUGCGUUAAUUUCUUUUAACUGAAGUUUUUGGUACUUAAUGUAUAUAAAUAAUCGUGCAAUGUUCGAACAUUAGGCCAUAUCUGCCUAUAACUUUUUUUAGAUACUACAUAACGCCUCUUUCCCGGUGUGGUAGGCAGAGACAUAUUUCUACUUACCACGAUCCGUGAAUAGCCCUUGCGCAAAUAUUAAUCUUUUGCAUUACAUAAUAUGAUAGGCAUUUAGUGUCUAGAUGCAAAUUACGUUAAGACGCAUUUUCAUAAAAUUAAAAAAUACCAUGUUUGUUUAACAAUAUAUUUAUUAUAAUCAGUGGAAACAAUUUCAGAAAAUAAUACAACUUAAAUUUACCUAUAGCACGAUUGUUAAAAUAAAAUAAUCUGAAUUCGAGUAAAUCAUAUCACAAUAUUUUAACCUGGUCACUGAGAUUCCAUAUUUCAGUAUAUUAUUUUUUAGGCCUUUAUUAGAGGCUUUUGAUAUUGAAUUAAUUUUCUAAUAAAAUAAAUUAUAAAUUAUGCAUAUUACAUUAUCAA